Messenger RNA from Oncorhynchus keta (chum salmon), 398 nucleotides. Its product is annotated as exocyst complex component 6-like. Gene Ontology annotation, cellular component: exocyst; membrane. The coding region runs from base 27 to 281 and encodes 84 amino acids. NCBI's taxonomy places the organism in Eukaryota, Metazoa, Chordata, Actinopteri, Salmoniformes, Salmonidae. Gene Ontology annotation, biological process: Golgi to plasma membrane transport; exocytosis; intracellular protein transport. The transcript has 3 exons. The record is from RefSeq and is a predicted model, not a curated record.
UCAGCCGCUACCGCUUCUGUCAGAUCAUGGCUGAGAACCUGCCCGAGCUCAGAGAGGACAUUAAGGACAUCUCCAUGUCCAACCUCAAGGACUUCCUGGAGAGCAUCAGGAAACACUCAGACAAGAUCGGAGAGACCGCCAUGAAACAGGCUCAGCAGCACAGGACGUUUAACAGUGUGGUUCAGAAGCAUGACAGUGGUAUGGGCUACACCAGGCCAGUCUACUCCCUGAACGGCCGGACGCCAACGCAGCACAACGGCCUAGCGGCGGAGGAGGAGUAGACCAACCAGAGGAGGAGGGAGUGGAGGAGGACCAAUCAGAGGAGGAGGUAUUAACAGCCCAGGACCUGGUGGACUUCUCUCCUGUUUACAGAUGUCUCCACAUCUACACCGUUCUGG